This is a messenger RNA of Blumeria graminis f. sp. triticale, 840 nucleotides long. Lineage: Eukaryota; Fungi; Ascomycota; Leotiomycetes; Helotiales; Erysiphaceae. The record is from the annotation of a GenBank genome assembly.
AUGUCUGAACGUAAAGUCCUCACUAAGUACUAUCCUCCGGAUUUCGAUCCUUCCAAGAUAACAAGGUCGCGAGGACCGAAGCAAGCUGGCCCAAAAGUCCAAACCGUACGAUUAAUGGCACCAUUUCCCAUGAAAUGCACAGCUUGUGGUGAAUACAUAUACAAAGGUCGGAAAUUUAAUGCGCGCAAAGAAACGACUGAAGACAAAUAUUACUCAAUUCCUAUUUACCGAUUCUAUAUUAGGUGUACAAGAUGUUCUGGCGAAAUCACUUUCAAGACCGACCCCAAAAAUAUGGACUACGAGUGUGAGAGGGGAGCGAAAAGAAAUACUGAACCCUGGCGAAUGAAUGGUGCAGGGAAAAAAGAAACUGACGAGGAACGACUUGAUCGAUUGGAACAGGAAGAAGAAGAAAGAAAUGCAAUGCAGGAAUUAGAGACGAAAACUUUAGAUGCAAAAAGAGAGAUGGCAGUGGCCGAUGCUCUCGACGAGAUACGAACGCGAAAUGCCAGAAAUGAGCGAGCUGGUAAAGAUGGUUUAGAGGCGUCAGUUGCUUGUGAAAGCGUCGAUGAAGCCAGGCGACGGCAAAAUCUAGAAGACGAAGAAGCUGCACGACGCGCAUUUAUGAAAUAUAAUGAGACGCCAGAAGAAGUGAUUGAGCAGCCCAAAUUGGAAGAAAGCAACACCGACUUAAAUUUAAUUUCUACCUCUAAAGAAUCGAAGUUAAUGUUGCCGCCUCCAAAUCCAGUGAUGCCGCCUCCUGCCUUUAAAAGAGUUGUGAAGAAAAAGAAGGACCAUGCCGCCCUACUAGGAAUCAAGAGAAAAGUUCCUCUCUCACAAUAG